Messenger RNA from Medioppia subpectinata, 2014 nucleotides. The record is from the annotation of a GenBank genome assembly. NCBI's taxonomy places the organism in Eukaryota, Metazoa, Arthropoda, Arachnida, Sarcoptiformes, Oppiidae.
AUAGGAGUGCGUUUGGAAGCGAUUUAAACUUGUUUUACGGCUAUUAAUAUUAUUGACUGCAUUUUAAAUGACUGUUUGAAUGAGAUUUUAGUUAUAAUUUGUAGGCUUUAAUUGAAUACACGUUUUGUUGACAAUCAAUAACUCAUUGAAUCAUUGAAUAAUCGAUUGAAUACUCUGUGGAUAGAGUGGUGUCUGCGAUGAGCCAUAACAACCAGAAGAACCGCUUCGAGACUGAGAACCAGAUCUUAAUGGCUCAGCAAUGGAUGGAUGGGCCGAUUGGGGGCAUCGCCGGCGCCCCUCCCGCCCGAUGGCAACGCAAACGCGCCGACACUUCGACCGCAAACACUCUGAACCACUCACUCAACGCUUCCCUACUUCUGAACACAGCCAACGAUAAUGCGCUCAAUAUGUCUAAUAAUGUGCUCAAUAUGUCGGCCAACAACAUAGCCGUCAAUACGUUGACCAAAACGCCGUCCAAUACGCCCAACAAGAGGGCCACUCCUAACAGAUCCACUCCUGGAUGCGCUCUCAAGACCACCAACAGUACCAAUAAGGCGAAGACACCGAAGACUCCGUGCAAUGGCGCCGACCGUUUCAUUCCCAACAGGAGUGCUAUGAACGCCGAUAUCAGCCAUUAUUUGAUUAUGAACUGCAAGGAGAAUGAGAACCAAACGAUUGAUGGCAACAAUCAAAGCACUGCUAACCAGACGGCCAUCAGUGAGAAUCUGGUCGGAGAUCUGUCUAACUUCCGGAUCAUGUGUUACCAGAAUAAGGCUCCGAUCGCUGCCGAAGGACAGGCGAACAGUUUGAAAGUGUUGUACAGUUCGUCGAAAUGCGGCUCUUCGUCGAAGAAGACCAGUCGUUAUAUCCCGACACAACCCGAACGCAUAUUAGACGCGCCCGACAUUAAGAAUGACUAUUAUCUGCAACUAAUCGAUUGGAACGCUUCCAAUAUCUUAGCGGUGGCUCUGAUGCGGGAAAUCUACUUAUGGAACGCAAACACCGGAGAUAUCACUAAUUUAUUGACAUUAGACGAAGAGCUGUACGUCUCGUCAGUCGCUUGGAUUGAAGACGGAAAUCAUUUGGCCGUCGGAACCAGUGAUGGAGACAUCCAGUUGUGGGACACCGACCACAUGAAGAGACUGCGAGUGAUGAGAGGCACCGCUGGACGAGUCGGAGCCAUGAGUUGGAACUCACAUAUCAUAAGCGGUGGAACCAAAACGGGUUUAAUUUAUAACAAUGACGUGCGAGUGGCCAACCAUUUGAUCUCAACACUCAAUGGACACAAUCAAGAAGUGUGUGGUUUAAAGUGGUCGCCGGGCGGACAGUAUUUGGCGAGCGGUGGCAACGAUAACACGAUUCAAAUCUGGAAUAAUUCUGUGACAACCAAUGCUGACAAUUGUAAACCGAUCCAUACGUUCACUGAACAUCAGGCGGCAGUCAAGGCGCUGGCGUGGUGUCCGUGGAGACCGAGUACUUUGGCCAGCGGUGGCGGCACUGCUGACCGCACUAUCCGUAUCUGGAACUGUCAAAAUGGCACCAAUUUAUAUACAGUGGACGCAAAAUCACAGGUUUCAUCGAUUUUGUGGUCAACUGACUAUAAAGAGUUAAUCUCAUCGCACGGGUAUUCAAACAAUGAGCUCAUCAUUUGGAAAUACCCGGGUUUGGCCAAAGUGGCAGAAUUGACCGGACAUACGGCCCGUGUGUUGGGUCUUGUGAUGAGUCCGGACGGCAGUACAGUGGCGUCGGUGGGAGCGGACGAAACCCUACGCUUUUGGGAGUGCUUUCAAAUCGACGCUCAGAAGAAGAAGAAAACUAAUUUUGUACCAAAGGAUAAACUCAUUGAUAAUGCCUUGCGUUCGACUAUUCGUUAACUUUUUUAUACAAUUAUUUUAUUUAUACUUUGAAAUCAUUUGACUUUUAAGUAUUUUUCUGAAAACUAAACGCAAAUCAUAUGAUUAUUUGUAUUUCACAUAUUUUUCUAUUCAUAAAUAAAUUUCAUUAAAAAUAAUUC